GCCCCCAAAUAAAUAAAAACCUUCCGUCGUGGAGGAACUCGCGGCCGAGCUCGCGCGGGCCUCGCAGCAGCUCUCCACGCCGAGGUCGCCCGCAUCUCCCUCUCCUCUCUCCUCAGGAUUGGGCGGGAUCCGAGACGGCCGCGCCGCUCGCAUUGCUCGAUCGAGAAGAAGAAGAAAAAACAUUCAGGAAGCAGGCAGGUCGUCGAGAGGGGAGGAUCGGAGAAUGCAGCAGCAGAUGGCGGCGACGGUGGAGGAGCAGAUGAUGGUGAAGGCCAUCAGGGAGGAGUCGCCGUGGGAGGUCCUCCCCAAACGCAUCCAGGCAGCGCUGGUCUCCAAGGAAGAAUGGCACCGCAGGGUUGUGGAUUACUGUAUACGUAAGAGGUUGCCAUGGAGCUCCUGUUUCGCCAGAAAAGUAUGCAAGGAAGGGGACUACUAUGAGGACCUGAUGCGCUAUCUCCGCAAAAACCUUGCACUAUAUCCAUACCAUCUUGCAGACUUCAUAUGCCGAGUGAUGAGGAUAUCACCCUUCAGAUAUUACUGUGAUGUCCUUUUCGAAGCUAUGAAGAAUGAGCAACCAUACGACAGUAUUCCAAAUUUCAGUGCUGCAGAUGCUCUGAGGAUUACUGGUGUAGGAAGAAAUGAAUUUAUUGAUAUCAUGAAUAAGUGCAGAUCAAAGAAGAUAAUGUGGAAACUGAACAAAUCAAUUGCCAAAGAGUUGCUGCCAGCAGAACCUGCAGAUUUAGCAAUAGAACCAUGGUGGGGCGUUCGGUUUGUCAACUUCACAUUGGAAGAAUUUAAGAAGCUUUCAGAAGACGAGACAUCAGCGAUAGACAAAAUAUGUAAGGAGGAAGUCAAUUCAUAUGUUCUAUUUGACCCGGAGGUAGUACGGGGCCUUUAUAGGAGAGGGAUGGUAUACUUCGAUGUCCCUGUUUAUCCUGAUGAUCGUUUUAGAGUUUCCAGGCUUGAAGGUUUUGUUUCAAACAAGGAUCAGUCCUACGAAGAUCCAAUUGAAGAGCUACUGUAUGCUGUAUUCGUUGUAUCAAGUGAAAACGCUACGGUUGCUGAACUGGCUACAACCUUACAAGCCGACCUUUACCAGCUCCAGGCAGCUGCAUCAUUUGCUUGCCGACUAGGAUGGGCUGUGAAGCUUCUGGAUACCGACUCUGUUCUUAGGGAUUCGAGCACUCCUGCACUGUCCAACAACAUUCUCAGCGAUGAAGUUGAAAGCUCUCGUACGAGUGUCGCCUCAGAAAAGUCUGGUCAUGAGUUGCUUAGCAGUGAUUCUGAUGGGCACAAGAACUCCGGGAUGGCUUAUGUGGGCUUCAUUGUCGAUGCUAAUGUAACUUCAUACUUAAUGAUGGGCUCACUGUCUCCAGGUUUGAAGUCGCAUGCUGUGACACUAUACGAGGCAGGAAAGCUUGGCGAGUCUUGUAUUGCUGAUCUAUGCAAUGAUCUUGCCAGUUUAGAGGGGAAACGGUUUGAAGGUGUGCUGCAGGAAUUCGCAAACCAUGCUUUUAGCCUUCGAUGCUUCCUCGAGUGCUUGCUGUCUGGCGGAACUCCAACUGAAACAGCUGACCUGACUACUAGUGAAGCAAAUAACCAGGAGAGCUCUGUCCAGGACGGUUUAGAUACCACUUGUGCUAAGGAAAACAAGGGAAACGGCGGUGUCAAUAAUGCUGCUGAGAACUCGACUCAAAUUUCAGAAUCCUCUGAUGGUGGCCAACUAUCACUGCAGGACAACAAGAUGGGUGAUUCUGAUGCUGCAGAUGCGAAUAGAUCAUCAGCAUCUUCGACGAUCGUGUCUGAAGGCAAGGAAAGCAUACUCAAACACGACUGUGACAGCGUCCAGGCUCCAAAGCUGGGUGCUUCAGCUGCUAACGGUCCAUCGUCCAAGAGCAAAAGAAGUUACCGAGUCAACAUUCUUCGCUGCGAGAGCUUAGCUUCUCUGGCCCCAUCGACGCUAGAGAGACUCCUUGCUAGGGACUACGACAUCGUAGUGUCCAUGAUCCCUCUCCCAUCUUCCUCAGUCCUGCCCUGCCCAUCUGGUCUAGUGCAUUUUGGUCCGCCUUCCUACUCUUCCAUGACACCUUGGAUGAAACUGGCGCUGUACACGUCAGGGACCUGUGGCCCGGUAUCUGCUGUUUUCAUGAAGGGGCAGCGGCUGAGGCUGCUGCCUGAACCAUUGGCCAGCUGCGAGAAGGCGCUGAUAUGGUCCUGGGAUCAGUCUGUGGUGGGUGGACUAGGCGGCAAGUUCGAAGGGAACUUGGUGAAAGGAAGCCUUCUUCUGCACUACCUGAACUCCAUGACAAAGCAUUCUGCUGUGGUGGUGCAGCCAUUAAGCGAACACGAUCUUGACGAGACAGGGAGCAUCGUCACCAUAGACGUCCCGCUGCCGCUGAAAAAUGCCGAUGGGUCGAUUCCAUCCACGGUAGUCGGCACCGACUUGCCGGAGGACCAGGUCUCGAGUCUGAUCCUCUUGUUAGAGGACCUGUCCAAUAGAGUCGAGCUGAGCACGGUUGGGUACCUUCGGCUGCUAAGGCUUCACAGGGCGAAUGAGUCGUCCGAACACGGAAGCUUUGAGUGGGUGCCUCUGACCAUAGAGUUCGGCAUCCCUUUGUUUAGCCCACAGCUCUGCGAGAGGAUCUGCGAGAGGGUCGUCGAGUCACAGAUGCUUCAGAAAGACGACAUCGCUGAGCACUACGAGACGAUGCAGAACGUGAGGAGGAGGCUGAGAGAGCUGUGCACCGAGUACCAAGCGACCGGCCCAACGGCGAGGCUGUUCAAUCAGCGGGGAGGCUCCAAGAACACCUCCCCGCGCAAACUGGUGCAGAUGGUCAGCGGUAGAUGGAGCCCGUUCCAUGAUCCGUCUACGCCCACUCACUCCAGUAGCCCCCCCGCUGAACACGACAGAGCCAAACCAGCGAGACGGCAGAGAUGCUUCACCGAAGUUCUGAGCUUCGAUGGGAGGAUCCUCAGGUCAUAUGCGCUUACUCCUGUGUAUGAGGCUGCUACAAGAUCGGUCUCCGAAGAGCAGCCUACCACGCCCGCAGCGAAACCGGAUCACGAGGACGCUAACACCAAGGACGUGGCCUUGCCAGGAGUCAAUCUGAUAUUCGAUGGAACUGAGUUGCACCCGUUUGACAUCGUUGCCUGCCUCCAAGCUCGCCAGCCUCUCUCGUUGAUCGCCGAGGCGUCGGCGACAUCUUUGGCAAUGAAAUGACGACGAGAGUCCAGUACGCACUAGUAAAUUUUUCGGUAGGUGACGGAGUUUAGUAGUGUAUGCCAUUGCAUUCCUUCUUGCUGUUGUAUGCAGAAUUGCAUUCUUCAAGGGGAGCUUCUCAAAGCAGACAUUUUUCUUUUAAAAAAAAGAUUGCUGCAAGGACCUGUUUUGCACUAGCGUUAGGUUUUAUUGUUAUUAUUAUUAUACACCACUGGUAGAGAAAUUUUCGCACGUUUAUCCCCUAUCGUGUUGGGGUCCAGGACUCAUGUAAGCAACAAUCCUAGGUCUAAAUUUUAUGGCCAUCAAAGGGUCUUUUGUUUUGGUUGAUGUUUAAAAGUCACUUUUUAGUCAUGGCCCGGUUGAACCUUUUGUCCUAGUUGGUGUUACUGUUAGAAUCAUGCCCUAGAAAUAAUCAUAAAGAUGAGACACCUUGUCUUGAUUGCCAAUUAUGUGAACUGUGUGUGACAUCUUUUACUCAUUUGAUUAUCCUAAAAGAUGCCCUUGGGCAGAUUCAAUGACUAGCACAUGUAUUAGUUGAUGACUAUUUUUCAUAAGUCAUGGACAUAAAGAUGUAAAACUAAUAAUGUUGGCACAUGUAUGACAAGAGGCUGGACUGACCCAAUGUGACUUUUAUAAUAUAGUUCUCUUUUUACAACAUACACGAUGUGUCUUUAGACCUGAGAUUUUCGCAUGUUAUCAAGAUUUAAAUUGACCUACUUAGAGACUAUCAAACGCUACACUGAAAUUGGAUAGUUAUAAAGAUAAUUUUGGUUUUUGUCAGGAAGCAUGCUGUGAGAUAUCUAGACCUAAAAGAUCCUCCGUGGGAAAAUUCAAAUGGUGAGCACUUUGGACUUGGUCACGUACUGAGUUAGUAAAGAAGCUACACAAAAGAAAGAGGGCAAGAGGACUUACAUUACUAGCAUAUAGCCCG
Zea mays is the source of this 4151-nucleotide messenger RNA. RefSeq lists its product as uncharacterized. NCBI's taxonomy places the organism in Eukaryota, Viridiplantae, Streptophyta, Magnoliopsida, Poales, Poaceae. The transcript is spliced from 10 exons. The record is from RefSeq and is a predicted model, not a curated record. Bases 224 to 3220 code for a protein of 998 amino acids.